AUGACCCAGCAACCCCUGCCAGCACGGCGCUGCCUCCCCGCUGCCCGGAGCCGAGAACUGCGCCGCCCUCGGCCCCCAUCAGUCUGCUCCUUACCUUAUCCACUGCUCCACCGGCGUCUGGACCGCCGCUCUCCGCGCGUCGCUCGAGUAGGUCCCGGCUCCGGUAGUCCACAACCCGCCCUCCAGCCCGCCCUCCCUCUCCACGCCCCGCCCCCGGCGCGGCAAGCUCACGUCACGCACGCACCAGCGUCACUUCCGGGGCCCGUGGCCUUCUGUGGGAGAAUUCUGUUGCGGGCUCCGUUGAGAAUCUGCCCUGGGUGGAGCGAGGCCGAGGCUGGCCUGAAUGACAGCACCGACGAUGUGGGAGGGCGAAGGAAAGGAGGCGGCCCCCAGGCCAGGCUUGGGGCACUGACUCGGGCGCUGGCGGAGAUGCCGGUGGUUCCUUAUCUUUUCAAAUGUUGGAAACAGCAGCUGCUUCUUUAUCCUGGACACCAUCUAUGGCAUAAAAUGCAGCCACAACAGGGAAAGGAAAAAAAAGAAAAGAAAAUACCAUACUGUGGGAGGAAGAAGAGGAUGACUCUAAAUCACAAGAGACUUAUCAACGGAAAAGACACAGACUUAAUUCGGCAUGACAACGCUUAAGCUUGGUUUACUUUUCUUUCCCUGGUCACCUUCCAUAACUGGCCCCCCCCCCCCCCCCCCAGUACACACCUUUCUUCCUUUGUCUUUACCUGAAUAUGGUAUUUAAGUUGGCAUUCUAAGCCUUUUCCCUGGGUAUCUCCUAUGUGUAAAUGAAAUAUACAUGUUAGUAAAUUUCUAUUUGUU
This is a messenger RNA of Equus quagga, 825 nucleotides long. RefSeq lists its product as uncharacterized. The transcript is spliced from 3 exons. The record is from RefSeq and is a predicted model, not a curated record. Bases 1 to 642 code for a protein of 213 amino acids. Lineage: Eukaryota; Metazoa; Chordata; Mammalia; Perissodactyla; Equidae.